UUCAUAUAAACUAUAACUGUUGUCAGGCAUGAUAACUUCAACACAGCAUGGAAAAUAUUGUAUAAGAAGCGAUGGCCCAUGGCUAUAGAGAAAAUGCGGCACACUAACUCAAUCAUUCCGGAUGGUGACGUAGCAAUAUCAAGACCGGUGGAUGACUUCGUUGACUGGCGAUUGCAGGAUUUGGAGAAAAUGGAAACUGGUUCAAAUAUUAUGCAGGAUGCAUUAGCAAUGUCAAGAUCUGGGGACGGCUGUGUAGACUGGCAACAACUUUAUUGGGAAGCUCACCUACAAAGUUGCUUAGACGAAGCUGCAGAGAGAGCUUUGCUUCCUACAUCUGAUGGGCACAUUGGUGGAGUGAAAAUAUCAGAUGAGAUCAUGAAUUACAUUGGUCAUAGUGGGAACACAACUCAGGACUGUUUGUCGUACCACUGCAUUAAUUUUGGCCAUUAUGCAAGAUGUCUGAGACUUCAAAAUGUGCUUUGUGUUGCUGAAGUAUGUGAACUUUUGACGUCUAGCAAGCUUCGAGUUUUGGCCUUUCGGAGGAUAAAGUCAAAAUUUCAUGUUGAUGGUGUUUGCAGGCUUCUGAACCAGAAUAAGGAGUCUUUGGUAUCUCUCGAAUUCAUCUACUGUCAACUUUCUCCGGCGAGUUGGAAUCAUAUUUGCAAUUCUGUUUACGUAGGAGGGAGUGAAAUCCAUUGGAUACGGCACCUCUGCAUUAAUUCAUCAUUCAUCUUUGAAAGCAAGUCAUCUUCCUUUCCUGGGGGUCUUUCAUCUUUCUUAUCAUCAGGAAGGUCAUUGGAGUCUCUACGAUUUUGUGACACUCAAAUGGGGCCAAAGUGCGCAAAAAUUAUCUUUAAUACCCUUAUUGAGUCUUCUUGUGGUCUGGUCACGCUUGAGAUAUCAGAUGACGAAAUUGCUGGUUGGCUUUCCAAAGUUGAUAGGAGUCCUGUAGGUUUCUCUUUAUCGCUACCACCACAGAUAUCCUUGAAGUCGUUAAGAGUUCUCAAUUUAAGAGGAAAUAAUCUGUGCAAGGAUGAUGCAGAGGAUCUCAGUAAUGCGUUAAAUCAGAUGCCUGAUUUAAGAAACAUGGAUAUAAGUGAUAAUCCUAUAGAAGAUGAUGGAAUCAGGAGCUUAAUUCCAUAUUUUAUUAAGGCUUUUGUAAAAGCAUGCCCCAUUUCUGACAUUAAGAUAGAGAACUGCAACCUUUCCGGUGUCGCAGUAGCUGAAUUGUUGAGAAGCCUUCCAACUACCAGAGAACCACUUAACAGUCUCUCUAUAGCGAAGAAUGAGCUUGGAAGUUCUAUAUCAGCAGCCAUCAUGGAAUUUUUGGGUACAUCACGUGUCAGAAAACUUAACAUUGCAGAUAUUGGGCUAGGCGCACUGGGUUUCCAAGAGCUUGAGAAUGGAAUGCAGGAAAAGGUGGAGGUUGCAUAUAUAAACAUAAGCAUGAACCGUGGAGGGAUAAGGGCUGCACAUUUCAUCUCACAGCUAAUUUCGCAUGCACCAAAUCUUGUCAUAGUCAAUGCAGAAGCUAAUAUAAUGCCUGCUGAGUCAUUGGCAAUCAUUCAUAAUGCUCUGAAACAAUCAAAAGGAAAACUACAGCACUUGGACCUGAGAGAAAAUUAUUCAUUGUGUCUGUCAAAGUAUACGGCUGCAAUUUUAGAGUUUAAGUUUCACGGGGAGCCAAUUGUAAAAAUUCCACUUUUUCCAUGCUUCGGUGUGCCUUAUGAUGAUGAUCCAUAGCAAGUUCUGAUGUAGGAUGAUAUGUGCACUAGCAUUGUGUAAAAAGCUAGUUUAUCUUGGCAAAACAAUCUGAAUUUGAAGAUAUAAAGAAGAAAGUUUUCAUUA
Molecule: messenger RNA, 1848 nt
Organism: Asparagus officinalis (garden asparagus)
Lineage: Eukaryota; Viridiplantae; Streptophyta; Magnoliopsida; Asparagales; Asparagaceae
Product: NACHT, LRR and PYD domains-containing protein 4E
Exons: 13
Coding region: 79-1743 (554 amino acids)
Source: RefSeq, a predicted model, not a curated record